This is a messenger RNA of Selaginella moellendorffii, 2007 nucleotides long. Its product is annotated as pentatricopeptide repeat-containing protein At2g35030, mitochondrial-like. The transcript has 2 exons. The coding region runs from base 1 to 2007 and encodes 668 amino acids. The record is from RefSeq and is a predicted model, not a curated record. Gene Ontology annotation, biological process: RNA modification. Lineage: Eukaryota; Viridiplantae; Streptophyta; Lycopodiopsida; Selaginellales; Selaginellaceae. Gene Ontology annotation, molecular function: protein binding; RNA binding.
AUGGAUUUGCAAUCUCUUGGGGUCAAGCACGAACAAGAUCGUCUCGCGUCGCUCGUGCGCUCCACGAAAGAUUUGGAGCAAGCGAGGCAGCUCCACAGGGAGAUCUCGCACGGCGCCCACACCCGCGGCAACACAUACCUGGCCAACCUGGUCGUGCAGAUGUACGGAGCUUGCGGCGGCCUUUGCGACGCGCGCCUGGCCUUCGAGUCCAUCGCCCGUCCGAACAUCUUCUCGUGGAGCGCGCUCUUCCAGUGCUACGCGCGCCACGGCCUCCUCCACGAGGCCAAGCGGGUCUUCGACCGGAUGCCCGCGUGGGACUCGGUGGUGUGGACGGCGAUGAUGGGGCUUUAUGCGGAGAUGGGCUUCUUGCGCGAGGCCGAGGCGAUGUUUUCGGAUAUCCAAGAUGCAGAUGUUGUAGCGUGGAGUGCGAUGAUCCAGGCCUACGCUCGGAACGGGCAGCUGGAGUGCGCCGAGGUGCUGUUUGAUCGAAUGCCGGAGAGGAAUCUUGUUGCCUGGAACACCAUGCUUGCAGGAAAUGCUGCUUCUAGGAAUCAGGAGAGAGCGAAAGAACUCUUCGAUGCAAUGCCGGUCAGGGACGUAAUUUCUUGGACGACAAUGUUGCAAGCGUUUUCAGUAGGUUUUAAUAUAUCUAAAGUAAAGAAUGUGUUUGAUUCCAUGCCGGAGCUAAGCCUUGUAACCUGGACAGCUCUAGUUGCAGCAAAUGCCAAAGUUGGGGAUCUUGGUCAGGCACUGCUUUUGCUGGACCUGAUGCCUCAGCGAAGCAUCGUGCCCUUUAACUGCGUUGUUGCUGGCCUGUGCCAGCACGGAUAUCUCGAUCUCGCGCUGAGCGUCUUUCAUUCCAUGCCCGAAUGGAAUCUGGCGUCAUGGAACGCGAUGAUUGGAGCCCGGCUGCUGGAUAUCUCCGAGAUUCCAGAGCUCAACGCAUCCUCGUACGCGAAUUUGAUGGCUUCACAUAUAAAAACUAACGAAUUUUCCAGAGCAGUAGAAGUCUUCGAUGCUGCUCCAUUUCACAACCUCGUAAUGUGGAAUCUCACCGUGGCAGCAAAUGCCCAAAGUGGUGAUUUGUCUCGUGCACUGGAGCUGCUUACCAUGAUUCCGGAAAAAUCCAUUGUAACUCACAACGUUGUCCUUGAAAGCCUUGGAAAGAUCGGCCAUUACGAUGGAGCUCUAAAAUGUUUCGAAAAAAUGCCUGCUAGAGACAGAACAUCGUGGAACUCUACACUAGCAGCAGUUACCAAGAGGGGGCAUUUUGGCACCGCGAUCGAUCUCUUCACGCGGAUGAGCGUCGAGGGAUCCAACCCCGACCCCAUGACCAUGGCGAGCAUUCUGGCAGCGUUUAGCCACCUUGGAGGAGUUUUCCACGCCAGGAGCUGCUUCCAUUCGAUGGUGGCGGACUUCGGCCUUGGAAGGCCGUCGCUGGAGCACUACUGCUGCAUGGUCGACGCUCUCGGACGUGCCGGACGUGUGCACGACGCCAAAGAGCUCCUGGACGUGAUGCCGUUCUUCCCGGACGAAUUGGCGGCGGGAUCACUGGCAGCGGCGGCCAAAGAGCGAGGAAGCGCUUGGAACGUCCACCGACGAGUAGAGCUUCCCACCGAAGAGAGGAGGUGCAUUGGCUCUCUGCUGCUUGCUCUUCCCGAUAUCGGCAUCGUCGAGAGAGUUCCUCCUGGGACGAGCAGCCUGCGCGGUUUUCUUCUGGAGCAGCUUCCUCUUGCCGUUGCUGCUACUGCUGCCGAGGGGCAAUCCCAGAAACGUUUGCUCGGUCUUGAUCCGGCGGUGGCGAUCCUGGGCCAGGACGUCGGAGCUCACGACCUCGAUGUCGUGGACUUUGAUCUUGAGUUCCUGGACUCUGGCUUGGAGGCUCUCGAGGGACGUUUCGCCGGAGUCGACAAUGAUCCUUGUCCGGUCAGCUCGAGCGCUUCCAAUCUCGUGCCGGAGAAGCACCACCUUGUCUUCCAGAUUGGAGACGACAGAUUCCACCGAUGA